Messenger RNA from Rana temporaria (common frog), 1276 nucleotides. RefSeq names its product vomeronasal type-2 receptor 26-like. The transcript is spliced from 3 exons. Gene Ontology annotation, biological process: G protein-coupled receptor signaling pathway. Gene Ontology annotation, cellular component: membrane. The coding region runs from base 1 to 1239 and encodes 412 amino acids. Gene Ontology annotation, molecular function: G protein-coupled receptor activity. The record is from RefSeq and is a predicted model, not a curated record. NCBI's taxonomy places the organism in Eukaryota, Metazoa, Chordata, Amphibia, Anura, Ranidae.
AUGAAGAAGGUUCGUUUAAAGCUGAACAGUGGAAGGGAUUUUUUCUUUGAUGAACAUGGAGAUCCUCCUCCAGUCUACGAUAUUGUAAACUGGCAAAAAGACCCAAAUGGUAAAAUAAGACAGGUCAAGGUGGGAACAUACAAUAGUACCACAUCAUACUCGAAAGCUCUUAAUAUUAACACAAGUCUCAUACAAUGGGCUUCUGAUAACCAGCAGGUUCCCGUCUCCAUCUGCAGUGUAAGUUGCUUACCAGGCCACAGAAAAGCUUCUAUCAGAGGUGAACCAAACUGCUGCUAUGAAUGUGUACCUUGCUCUCAAGGAGAAAUUUCAAAUUUAACUGACUCUACAGUUUGCUUUAGCUGCUCCUGGAAUAAUUGGCCAAGUGAAGGAAAAGACAAAUGUCUACCAAAACCUGUUGAAUAUCUUUCGUAUGACGAGACUUUAGGCGUCACCUUGGCGUCAACAAGCAUUUCUUCUUCCUUAAUUCCAAUCGCCAUUUUAGGUCUUCUGAUUCAUUACAAAGCUACUCCAAUUGUCCGUGCCAACAAUUACCCCAUUAGUUGCCUUCUUCUGGUUUGCCUUGCCCUUUGCUUUUUGUGCUCUUUGUUGUUUAUCGGUUAUCCUCAAUGUCAAAAGUGCCUUUUACGUCAGGUUAUUUUUGGGAUAGUGUUUGCCUUAUGUGUCUCAUGCAUAUUAGCUAAAACAGUCAUGGUGAUGAUUGCUUUUAAAGCUACUAAGCCAAACAGUGAUUUGAAAAGAUGGGCCAGUCCCCAUGUAUGGUACCUACUGAUCGGUCUAAGCACAUGCAUUCAAUUUAUGAUCUGUAUUUUUUGGUUAUAUAAAUCUCCUCCUUUUCCUGAAUACAACUCUAAGGUCAAAACUGGGGUUCUAGUUCUCCAAUGUAAUGAGGGUUCAACAACAGCUUUUUGGCUUACUUUGGGCUAUCUAAGUCUCUUGGCUCUCAUCAGUUGUUUUGUUGCGUUCAUGGCUAGACAACUUCCCAGCACAUUCAACGAGGCUAAAUUCAUCAACUUCAGCAUGAUGGCCUUCCUCAGUGUCUGGUUUUCCUUUAUCCCAGCUCACCUGUCUACCAGUGGAAAGUACACAGUGGCCAUGGAGAUCUUUGCCAUCCUGUCCUCUACAUGGGCCAUGCUUGGCUGUAUGUUUGUUCCUAAAUGUUACGUCAUUUUGUUCCGUCCUAGUGCGAACUCAAAAAAGCAUCUCCUUGGAAAGAAAUAGAUACUAGCAGACAUAAAUAAUAAUAAAAAAAAAAGUA